AGGAUAAUUCUAAAAAAUGAAAAGCAUCUUAAUAUAAGCCAAAAGUUACUUAAGAAAUCUCUACAGGAAUUGAAUUCCCAAAUUCACAGUGCGAUGGCGCCGAGCAUCCGAUCCAAAUCGGUCGUUCUCCUGAUUUUCGUGCAGUUGUGCUUCGCACUCAUCUCUUCGUCGCUUGCAGCUUCUCCUGUAUCCAGUGAAGGUCACUCCAUUCAUGGUCGAGUUAAGAUCCCAAGUUACGGGGCUAUUGGAUUUGGUCUUCCUGGGAAAAUAUCAAACAUCAAAGUUAUACUCAAUGGUGGCCAAAGGGUGACCUUUUUGAGGCCUGAUGGAUUUUUUUCAUUCCAUAAUGUGCCAGCAGGUACUCAUCUCAUUGAAGUGGCAGCAAUAGGGUUCUUCUUUUCUCCGGUUCGAGUUGAUGUUAGUGCCAGAAACCCAGGUAAGGUUCAGGCUGCACUAACAGAGACCAGGAGGGGACUGCAUGAGUUUGUUUUAGAGCCAUUGAGAGAGGAACAGUACUACGAGAUAAGGGAGCCCUUCAACAUAAUGUCGAUCGUGAAAAGCCCAAUGGGUUUGAUGAUGGGAUUUAUGGUGAUUGUCAUGUUUGUAAUGCCCAAAUUAGUGGAGAACAUGGAUCCUGAAGAAAUGAGACGAGCACAAGAAGAAAUGAGAAGCCAAGGGGUUCCAUCUCUAGCUAACUUGAUACCUGGGGCUGCUGGUAGAAGCUAGUGGAGCAAAGAUCCCAACCGGCGUGAGCCAUCCUCUGCCUCUGCUCACCCAACGGCCUUAUUUAUAUGAACAGAAGCCAGAAAGCUCUAAUCCUAAACAUGAUGGAGAAGAGAAUAGGCUUUUGGCAAAAACUUCAUAAAGGAAAUUUUUUCUAAAUGCUAUUCCUUUUUGGGAUUGGCUUGACACAAAUGUGCUGCUGCCUUGAACUUGAUGACUUAUUUUUGGAAUGAACUUUAGUAGAAAUAGAUCUUUUUUUUUGUUAGAUCUUGUACGUAUAGUAUUUAUACAUACGCAAGAGGUACCAAACACUUCGUUAUUUUGAAUUGCACUUAACUAGAGUUGUAUUUGAUCUUUGCAAUACCAGCUCUUUAUUUACAGGAA
This is a messenger RNA of Humulus lupulus (European hop), 1107 nucleotides long. Its product is annotated as ER membrane protein complex subunit 7 homolog. Lineage: Eukaryota; Viridiplantae; Streptophyta; Magnoliopsida; Rosales; Cannabaceae. The coding region runs from base 94 to 726 and encodes 210 amino acids. Gene Ontology annotation, molecular function: carbohydrate binding. The record is from RefSeq and is a predicted model, not a curated record. The transcript has 7 exons. Gene Ontology annotation, cellular component: EMC complex.